AUGAUCCAGUACCCUCGCAACAAGGCUGACUUUGUCCCCGAUAGCAGGCCAAACAUGGCAUUAAACCUGCUCUGGACAGACGAUUUGUUGGAAGACACGGUCCAGGCAGGCCUUGUAAUUUCUGCUUUGUCGCGGUUUUUGUGCUUCGUCUUUACCCUACCUUUUUUAUCGGUCGGCUACAAUUGCUAUCGAGACAGAGGUUCUAGUCCCGUUGUCACUAUGGAGUAUGUUGGUGUUCACCGGACCAUCUGCAACACUUGUCUCGAGGCCGUCAACUCGGCGCAGGAGGAGUUUACUACAAACGAUGUCAAGUCUGACGAACUUGGGCAAAGCAGUCUCGUCUUGGUGAGCCAAAAUCCGGAAGAGGCUAAGCGGUCCUUGCAAAUUCUCAGUUGUCUUAUCAGCAUUUCGAUGGGCACCGGAUAA
Messenger RNA from Protopolystoma xenopodis, 426 nucleotides. The record is from the annotation of a GenBank genome assembly. Lineage: Eukaryota; Metazoa; Platyhelminthes; Monogenea; Polystomatidea; Polystomatidae.